AACUCGUGGGGAACUCCAGUGAGGCUGGCAGAGGUUCAAGCUCAAGAAGUUCGUUACCCAGGUGAACAGCCUGGGCUGGGCUUGAAGCCCAGAUGUGUGUGCUUGCCUGCACCUUUCAUGGUUAUUCCUGCUUCAACAAAGCUGUUCGCCAGGAGAAUUCCAUGCAAAUAUGAUGCUUUGUACUUAAACUCCGUAUGUGAGUUUUCAUUCCGGAGAAUAGCCUUGAGAGGGAGGCAGAAGAGAUGCAGCCUCUUAGCAGGUUAACAAUAUCAGAGGCUGGAGCUGUUGCUGAUCCCAAGAGCCAGGAUCCAGACCUUUUUAUUUGUGGUCUUCUUGAAUUUUCUUUGGGAAAAUUUACAUACUUCAAGCUCAGCAGGCCCUUCCCAGAGGAAGCUAUUUUGCGUCACAUUUCCAUCAACGCAACUUUUCUUAUUUUUCAAAUACAUUCGCAGUAUCAGAAUACAACGGUGUCUUUUUCUAAGACUCUCCUUCCCAGUACUUCAGGAACAGGUACUGACGUAGGACUGGUAUUCAUUCUUAGACCAGAGCAGAGUAUGUGCAUAUGGUACUUAGAAUCUGCAGAUGCUGAGCCUGUCCAAAAUAUAGCUGUUCCACUCUCCUACUCAGAAAGAGAUCCUAUUCCUGGCGGCUGUAAUUUAGAGUUUGAUUUAGAUAUUGAUCCUAACAUUUACUUGGAGUAUAAUUUCUUUGAAACGAUCAUCAAAUUUGCCCCAGCAAACCUAGGCUAUGCAAGAGGCGCAGACCCCCCACCAUGUGACCUUGAGACGGGCCAGGACUCUAGGUGGAGGUUGCGAUACGAUGUCUAUCAGUAUUUCCUGCCUGAGAAUGACCUCAGUGAGCAGGUGUUGCUGACGCACCUGCAGAGGAUGGCCGAAGUGUCUCAGGUGAAGGCCAAUGCUAUCAAGGUGGCUACCCUCACAGCUAAUGAGAAGACAAGUGUUUACUUCUCCUCUCUCUGGGUACAAGGUGUGAUUUAUAAUGUCAUUGUUCGGGACCCACUUCUGAACACAUCUGCGGCUUAUGUUCCUGCUCACACUUACGCGUGCAGCUUUAAGACAACUCAGGACAGUUGCUCUUCUUUUGGAAGUAUUUCUACCAAAGUGUUCUUUACUCUGUUUGCCCUGCUUGGUCUCUUCAUCUGUUUCUUUGGACACAGAUUCUGGAAAACAGAAUUAUUCUUCAUAGGUUUCAUCUUCAUGGGGUUCUUCUUUUAUAUACUGAUUACAAGACUGACACCUAUUAAAUAUGAUGUUCGUCUGAUUCUAACUGCCGUGACUGGGAGUGUUGGCGGAAUCUUCCUGGUGGCUACGUGGUGGCGAUUUGGAACCCUCAUGUUCUGCAUGAUAUGUGUUGGACUAGUGCUGGGCUUCCUCGUCUCUUCAGUGACAUUCUUCACUCCACUGGGAAAUGUGAAGAUUUUUCGUGAUGAUGUAGUGUUUUGGGUGACCUUCUCAUGUAUCGCUGUUGUCAUUCCAAUAGUUUUCGUGGGCUGCCUAAGAAUACUGAACAUACUGACUUGUGGAAUCAUCGGCUCCUACACGGUGGUUUUGGCUAUUAACAGUUACUUAUACACCAGCCUUUCCUACAUCACUUUGAAUGUACUCAAAAGAGCACUCAACGUGGAUUUCCGCAGUGCUUUUACAAAUGUGCCUUUUCAAACUACUGACUUUAUUAUUCUGGCUGUAUGGGGGAUGCUGGCUGUCAGUGGGAUUACAUUACAGAUUCGAAGAGAAAAAGGACAACCUUUCUUCCCUCCCCACCCUUACAAGUUAUGGAAGACAGAGAGAGCACGCAGAGUAACAAACAUCUUGGACCCUAGUCACCACAUCCCUCCACUGAGUGAGAGGAUAUAUGGCCGCUUAGCCCACAUCAGAGAGUUCUUCCAGGGGGGGCAGUCGGCCGGAGAGAGAACGCCUCUUCUCCUGUAGAUGCCGAAGGCCUUCACUUCGUGAUCUUGACGUACAACCCGAGCACUGUCUCUAGUGGGGUGUUAUGCACAGACUGCUUCAGUGAUCAAGACUGUAAGUCUAAUAAAAGAGCAGGCUUAUAUAGGAAGGGGAUUCAAAAGUCCGUGAGGAAAUGGAAUGAAAAGAUAGUGGAAUUUUCCCAUUAGUGAUUUGCAUUAGAUUAUGGUCUCUCUAUUGCUACAUGGUAAGGGCAUGGUAGGGAAAUUCGGGGAGCUAGAGGGAGAGAGUGAGUGAGAGAGACUGAUAGUUAAAAAGAUGGUGAUAGGGAACUUAUUCCACAAUGCUUGAAAAAUUAGUUUUGGGGAAAAUUUGAAAUUAUAUUGGGUCACAAAUACAUGAUUAGUUCAUUCCAUUAAAUAGAUAUAUUAAAGUGCAUCAAAGACAACAUGAUCCUCCUACAGAAACCUGGUAUUUCUCUUCAUAGCUCCACGAACAUCUCUCUCACCUGUGGUUUGAUUUAAAUGUUAUAAUGAAUGAUGACAGCUCAGAGGUUCUGGGCCUGGACACCAGACCAGGUCUUCCAUGGCUGCUGCCCACACUUUGUGAGUUAACGAUUUAAGUGCUGCUGCUGCUGUGGGUGGGUGGUGUGGGUGUGUUUCAAAGUACAAUAGAUUUUUGAAGUUUCGGGCUACUGGAAAAAUCUUCAAUUUUUGCUUUUCAAAAUGUUUUUAGGAAGAUGAAACAAAAUGAAAAAUGUAAAAGUAAUUUUUGUCUCGAGAGAUUAUAUGCAAGUAUUUAUUCUGUAAUACAACUUUCACAACACUUAAAAUUUGGAGGGAAAAAAAUGUUUUUUCUAAUUCACCGUGGGAUCCCUUGUUUCUAAGUCAUAUCUUUUGUACAUUCUAACAAAGUUGUAAAGAAUGUUUGAGAGUUAUUUUCUGUGCCAUCAAAAUGCACUGACAGCCAAGACUGUAAAGAAGCAGGACACUCCUUUUCUGGGGAAAAAUAUGAAGUGUUAAAAAUUUUUCAUAUUAAAUUUUGAUUAAUAACAAGACAGUUCGUCUAAUUUGUAAUAAAUAGUUUGAAAAAUGAA
This is a messenger RNA of Echinops telfairi (small Madagascar hedgehog), 3021 nucleotides long. RefSeq names its product transmembrane 7 superfamily member 3 (gene TM7SF3). The transcript has 13 exons. The record is from RefSeq and is a predicted model, not a curated record. Bases 243 to 1949 code for a protein of 568 amino acids. Lineage: Eukaryota; Metazoa; Chordata; Mammalia; Afrosoricida; Tenrecidae.